UGAUGUUUAAGGAGCCUUAAAUCACGGGGUGACGAGACUUGGCAGCAGAAAUGGCAUCUCUAAUGCAUGCGGCAUAUCCAGAGGAAACAUGGAAAGAAGUGGCAAAACGUACUCUUUGCCGAGAAUCUCAAGUCUCCACAUUAUUAUCGAUAUUUGGAGAGAGGCAGCACUUAAGCUUUCCUUCCAUAUUUAUUUAUGGUCACACUGGCACUGGGAAGACUUACAUCUUGCAGACUGUGCUGAGGACACUUGAGCUACCUUGUGCUUUUAUAAACUGUGUGGAGUGUUUUACACCAAGAUUGCUGUUUGAGCAAAUACUGAACCAUCUACACGACCACCAGCCUGCUCCAGAAAAUGAAUUUUCUUCUAAGGACAGAUGCGACACUUUUAACGACUUUGUUCGGUUGUACAACAGGGGAACGUCAGAACUUGGCUUAGAAGAAACCUUCUAUAUUGUUCUUGACAAGGCAGAGCUGCUGCGGGAAAUGGAAGCAAACCUUUUGCCAGGCUUUCUCAGACUUCAAGAACUAACUGAGAGCAACGUGACUGUUAUAUUCCUGACUGAAAUUGUUUGGGAAACCUUCCGUCCUAACACCGGCUGCUUUGAGCCAUUAACGCUGUAUUUUCCAGAUUACAGUAAAGUGGAACUUCAGAGAAUUCUAUCCAGUGAAUAUCCUCAGGAAUACUCGGCAGAGUUCUAUGCUUCUUAUAUUAAUAUUCUUCUUGGUGUUUUUUAUGCUGUGUGCAGGGAUAUAAAGGAGCUUAGGCACUUGGCUGCACUGAAUUUCCCGAAAUUUUGUGAACCAGUGAUAAAAGGAGAAGCGAAGGAAACUGAUUCACAUAAACUGUGGAAAAAUAUUGAGCCACAUUUGAAGAGAGCCAUGCAGACUGUCUAUCUCCGGGAGAUAUCAAGUUCACAGUGGGAGAGAAUCCAGCAAGAGGAUAGAGAAACAUCACAGCUCAAAGGGUUAUCUGCACAUGCGCAUGUAGAGUUACCUUAUUACUCCAAAUUCCUCCUCAUUGCUGCAUAUUUAGCAUCCUACAACCCUGCAAGAACAGACAAAAGGUUUUUCUUAAAGCACCAUGGUAAAAUUAAGAAAACCGAUUUUCUGAAAAAGCAUGAAAAGACAAGCAAUCACCUUCUGGGACCCAAGCCGUUUCCUCUGGACAGACUCCUGGCCAUAUUGUACAGUGUUGUGGAUAGCAGAGUAGCCCCCACUGCAAAUAUCUUCUCUCAGAUUUCAUCGCUUGUAACUCUCCAACUGUUAACGCUGGUGGGCCACGAUGAUCAGCUGGACGGACCCAAGUACAAGUGUACAGUAUCAUUAGAUUUCAUAAGAGCCGUGGCAAGAACUGUGAAUUUUGAUAUUGUUCGGUACUUGUAUGAUUUUUUAUAAACCGACAGAAAUGCAGCAGAAGAACUUUCCGGGACCCACAUGUAAGAGGCAUUUGGGAGUGUACCCUUGCAUCCCUGCUAUGCCCGCCACCAUUUCAUUAACCAGCUGUUUCACAAUCCAUUUUUUUCUUGUUAUACAAUAUAUUUAUAUAAAAAAGUUAAUGAAAAAA
This is a messenger RNA of Xenopus laevis (African clawed frog), 1566 nucleotides long. RefSeq names its product origin recognition complex subunit 5 L homeolog (gene orc5.L). The transcript has 15 exons. Bases 51 to 1397 code for a protein of 448 amino acids. The record is from RefSeq and is marked provisional. NCBI's taxonomy places the organism in Eukaryota, Metazoa, Chordata, Amphibia, Anura, Pipidae. Gene Ontology annotation, cellular component: origin recognition complex; nuclear origin of replication recognition complex; nucleus. Gene Ontology annotation, molecular function: DNA replication origin binding. Gene Ontology annotation, biological process: DNA replication; DNA replication initiation.